This is a messenger RNA of Nelumbo nucifera (sacred lotus), 1260 nucleotides long. RefSeq names its product strigolactone esterase D14-like. The record is from RefSeq and is a predicted model, not a curated record. Lineage: Eukaryota; Viridiplantae; Streptophyta; Magnoliopsida; Proteales; Nelumbonaceae.
AUAGUGUGUUGCGGGUAGAUGUGGGCAGAGUUCUUAUGGGCACGGGGGGACAUGUUUUUGCUUUAAUUAGCCCACUGAUUCAUUUCUUUUUCCUAUAUAUAGAGACCAAGCAGGCAAACACAGCAAAUUACUCCAAGCCAACCCAAAAAGCUCCCAAGCUCUCGGUCUUGUUCCUUCUUCUUCUUCUUGACAAGAUGGUGACGAUGCUUGAGGAAAAGACCCUCUCAGCGGCCAUGAACGCAAGAAUUAUAGGCUCUGGCAGCGAAGCUAUCAUUCUUGCUCAUGGAUAUGGAGGGGAUCAGUCUGUUUGGGACAGACUCCUUCCAUACUUGGCUCAACAUUACCGUGUCUUAGUCUUCGACUGGAACUUCUCCGGCGCAGUGAGCGACCUGAACCUCUUCGACCCAGAUAAAUAUUCUUCGUUCGAUGCCUUCGCCGACGAUCUCAUCGCUCUGGUAGACGAGCAGAACUUGAGAUUCUCAGUAUUUGUCGGGCACUCCAUGUCUGGUAUGAUAGGUUGCAUUGCUUCCAUUAAAAGACCUGAUCUCUUCAAGAGGUUGAUACUGGUUGCAGCUUCUCCCAGGUUCCUAAAUGCAGAAGACUAUGAAGGAGGAUUUGAGAUCUCACAUAUUGAGCAAAUGUUAUUCAACAUAGAGUCCAACUUCCAUGAAUGGGCUCAAAAUUUUGCUGGCCUUGUUGUUGAUGGAAGACACCCUCCCUCUGUGGACAAGUUCAGGAAAUCUUUGGGAGCAAUGAGACCAGAAGUUGCACUUUCUUUGGCCAAAACCAUCUUCCUCAGCGACGUUCGAGACGUCCUAGAGAAGGUUCAAACCCCAUGCACAAUCAUCCAGACUUCGAACGACAUUGUUGUUCCGGUAUCCGUCGCUCACUACAUGCACAACAAGAUCAAGGGGAAAUCGACCGUCGAAAUCAUCGAAGGUGACGGGCAUUUUCCACAACUUACAGCGCAUUCCUCGCUGCUCGAUGUUCUUGGUAGAGUCAUGGGUAUUGAUUUUGAUGAGAAGAUCAAUCUACCAUCUCCAGCAGCUGAAGGAUCUCCAAUUGGUACAUAAUUGUUUACUAAAUGAGUGAAGAAUCACCCACUUAGUAUAAUGGUUUGGCUUAUUAUUUGUAGCGCUUACUUAGUGUUAUUAUGGCUUUGAUGUAUUGUGUAGUUGCAUUUAGUUUGCGUUGUUUGUUUCUUGUAAAUAUGAAGGUUUGGAAGCUUUACAUAUAUGUUAGAGCUUGAUAUUAAAUUGA